CAUACAUCGCAGCAGCAGCAGCAGCAGCAUACUUCAAGUACAAUAAGGCAGGCGGUAAGGAUAUGCUCUCCUCCUCCUCCGAAGGCGGUGAGAUAUCGAUAAACCGUUUUUCGCAUUUUUCUCCUCAUGAGCAAUUAAGCGUCUGGUGAUUUGCGAAACUUGACGCAUACGACUCUUUUGAUUGCCUAUUCACUUUUAGCCGGGAAUAUACUAUCCUCUGGAAUCCAUUCCUCUAAGAUUUCCCGCAUUCGUGACUUGUGUGUCCCGCUACUAAGUCCUUCUCUCCUCCGCUCUCCCCUCAAGAAUCACCACCACCACCACCACCACCACCACCACCUACCCCCUCAGAUCAACACCCUAAUUCCAUAAAGUCUCGAUCAAAAUGCCCGCCUCCGUCCACUCCGAAGAACAAGACCAGUCCAUGCUGGACGCCUCCGCGCCCCAGGAAGAGCAGACCGACGUCCUCGAGCUGGACGAGAAGCGCAUUGUUGUCUUGCCCGGCUCAUCCGACACCGCAGCUUCAUUCCAAUUCGAGGGAGAGGGUCACACUCUGGGUAAUGCGCUGCGAUAUGCGAUUAUGAAGAACCCCGACGUCGAAUUCUGCGGUUACACUAUCCCCCAUCCUUCCGAGACGAAGAUGAAUCUUCGGAUUCAGACUUAUGAAACAACCACCGCCGUCGAAGCCCUCGAAAAAGGUCUCGACACUCUAAUGGAUCUCUGUGAUGUCGUUACGGAUAAGUUCACCACUGCUCGGGAUGACUUUAAUGCUGCGCAGGCGGAUCGCAUGGAGGCUUAGGCAUAUAUCUUUUUUUAUUAUACAUAUUAUAGACUUUUGGGUGGUUAUUGGCUUUGAUGCUCUCUCUCUGUGUGUGUUAUGAUUUGCUAUUUGAUGGGAUUGAUGGCGUUGUGUGUGUAGAAAAGUUAUACCUUUUCCUUCUUUUUUAUUUUACUUUACUUUUCUUUAUUCUUUG
Messenger RNA from Aspergillus neoniger CBS 115656, 971 nucleotides. RefSeq names its product DNA-directed RNA polymerase core subunit RPC19. The transcript is spliced from 5 exons. Gene Ontology annotation, molecular function: DNA binding; protein dimerization activity; DNA-directed RNA polymerase activity. The record is from RefSeq and is a predicted model, not a curated record. Lineage: Eukaryota; Fungi; Ascomycota; Eurotiomycetes; Eurotiales; Aspergillaceae. Gene Ontology annotation, cellular component: RNA polymerase I complex; RNA polymerase III complex. The coding region runs from base 383 to 796 and encodes 137 amino acids. Gene Ontology annotation, biological process: DNA-templated transcription.